This is a messenger RNA of Lampris incognitus (smalleye Pacific opah), 1302 nucleotides long. RefSeq names its product dolichyl-phosphate mannosyltransferase subunit 1, catalytic (gene dpm1). Gene Ontology annotation, molecular function: dolichyl-phosphate beta-D-mannosyltransferase activity. Gene Ontology annotation, cellular component: endoplasmic reticulum membrane. Gene Ontology annotation, biological process: protein O-linked glycosylation via mannose; GPI anchor biosynthetic process. The coding region runs from base 48 to 803 and encodes 251 amino acids. Lineage: Eukaryota; Metazoa; Chordata; Actinopteri; Lampriformes; Lampridae. The record is from RefSeq and is a predicted model, not a curated record. The transcript is spliced from 9 exons.
CUCAUUAGCUUGUCGCAGCUCUGCCGCUCCGGCGUCAUCGCACCGCUAUGGCUAGCCGAAAAACUUCGCGCCGGAGGAGCCGAGAAGAUGAGGACAAGUAUUCCGUGUUGCUACCCACGUACAACGAGCGGGAGAACCUGCCUCUGAUCGUGUGGCUUCUGGUGAAAUACUUCGGCGAAAGCGGAUAUAACUACGAAAUAAUUGUUAUCGACGACGGAAGCCCAGACGGGACCUUAGAGGUGGCGAAGCAGGUGCAGCAGAUUUAUGGAGAGGACAAGAUUCUUCUUCGACCAAGGGCAACAAAAUUAGGCCUCGGGACUGCCUACAUUCAUGGCAUCAAACAUGCCACAGGGAACUUCAUCAUUAUAAUGGACGCUGACCUUUCUCAUCACCCCAAAUUUAUCCCAGAAUUCAUUGAAAAGCAGAAAGAAGGUAACUAUGACCUGGUGUCUGGGACUCGAUACAGAGGAAAUGGGGGCGUAUACGGCUGGGACCUGCGCAGGAAAAUCAUCAGUCGAGGAGCCAACCUUUUGACUCAGGUGCUGUUGAGACCCGCCGCGUCAGACCUCACGGGCAGCUUCAGGUUGUACAAGAAGAACGUCUUGGAGAGUCUGGUUGAGCGAUGUGUGUCCAAAGGCUAUGUCUUUCAGAUGGAGAUGAUCGUCCGUGCCAGGCAGCUCAACUACACCAUUGGAGAGGUACCGAUUUCUUUUGUGGACCGAGUAUACGGAGACUCCAAACUGGGCGGCAAUGAGAUUAUAUCGUUCCUGAAAGGACUGCUCACACUCUUCGCAACAACAUGAUUUAUGCUGAUGUGUUACAUCCCAAAAUCAUUUAUUUAGAUUCUUAAAAUUGUUGUCCAAACGCGGUAGUUGUACUAGAUUUGAAAUGGGGAUCAAAAUGUUUUCCAGGAAGUGGCCACUUGCCACACGAGUAGCCGAUUUUAAGAUCACCCUGUUGGUCUCGGACGUCGAUGCUGGAAAGACAGAGGCCGAUUCUGAUUCAGUCCAGCACCUGUCCCAGUCUGCAGAUGGACACUGAGUGUGCAGGUAUCUAUGGUGGAGACGUGGUCUGAAGCAGAAGGAAAGGACACACCUCAUUUGAUGGUAUAAUAUAUGUAAGAUAUUUCUCAUGUCGGUAUUUUUGCAAGAAAUCAAACAUGGGUCUUAUGUCUCCAUCACCCUCCAUAUAAAAUUUGAACAAAAUACACAAUACUCUCAGACAGUUGCUGUCGAAUGGGUGCACACUUAAUCUAAUAGGCCUGUGAUGACUGUUGUUCAUAAUUAAAGUAUUUGUUAUUUC